Geodia barretti is the source of this 1311-nucleotide messenger RNA. Lineage: Eukaryota; Metazoa; Porifera; Demospongiae; Tetractinellida; Geodiidae. The record is from the annotation of a GenBank genome assembly.
AUGGCCGAGUUUCAAGAUGCCGUCGCUUCCCAGCCCAACCACCAGCUGAUGCAGAACGUCGUCACCCAGCACGACGUCAACGAUGUCGCCCUCAACCGCAACAUCGUCGCCGAGGCAACCCACAGCUUCUCCACCGUCCUCGACGACUGGGGCGUCACCAACCAGGCGCGAUCCGGUCGCUGCUGGAUGUUUGCCGGUCUCAACCUGUUCCGCUCGGAGACCCGCAACAUCCUCAACGUCAAGGAGUUCGAGUUCAGCCAGAGCUACGUCAUGUUCUGGGACAAGAUGGAGCGCGCCAACUACAUCCUUGAGGCCGUCAUCGAGACCGCCGACCGGCCGAUUGACGACCGCGUCGUGGCCUGGCUCCUGCGGCAGCCCCUGGGCGACGGCGGCCAGUGGGAUAUGUUCGUCAGCCUCGUGCGCAAGCACGGCGUCGUUCCGAAGACCGUCAUGCCCGAGACCGAGAGCUCCGGCAAUUCCAUGCGUAUGAAUGCCGGCCUCAACUACCAGGUCCGCCAGGGCGCCCGCGACAUCCGCCGCCUCUACGCCGACGAGGCCGGCCUGGGCGCCAUGCGGGACGCGAAGCAGGAAGCUCUCCGCGCCGUCUACCAGAUCCUCUGCAUUCACCUGGGCAACCCGCCGGCCCAGUUCGAUUGGCAGUGGAAGGACAAGGACGGCGAGUUCCACCGCGACGGUGAGAUGACGCCCCUCGAAUUCGCCGAGAAGUACAUCAGCACUCCCAUGGAGGAUUUCGUCUGCCUCGUCAACGACCCACGCGGCUCCAGCCCGCCGGACCGCACCUACACCGUCCAGUACCUCGGCAACGUAGUGGACGGCGCCCGCAUCACCUACCUGAACGUCGACAUCGACAUCAUGAAGGACAUCGCCAUGCGGAUGCUCCAGGACGGCAUGCCCGUCUGGAUGGGCUGCGACACCGGCAAGCAGAUGCACCGCGACAAGGGCCUGUGGGACGCCGAUCUCUUCGACUACGCCAGCGUAUACAACGCCGAUUUCGAGAUGGACAAGGCGGAACGGCUGGAUUACCACCAGACCGCCAUGACCCACGCCAUGCUCUUCACCGGCGUCGACGUGGUUGACGGCAAACCCCGCCGCUGGCGUGUCGAGAACAGCUGGGACGACAAGGUCGGCCAAAAGGGUUUCUUCCUGAUGAACGACUCCUGGUUCGCCGAGUACAUGUUCGAGAUCGCCGCGCCCCGGAGCUACUUGCCCCAGGAACUGCAGGACGCCCUCGACCUCGAACCCAUCGUCCUCCCGCCGUGGGACCCGAUGGGGUCACUGGCCGGUGCCUGA